Messenger RNA from Ilyonectria robusta, 2623 nucleotides. RefSeq names its product acyl transferase/acyl hydrolase/lysophospholipase. Gene Ontology annotation, molecular function: triacylglycerol lipase activity. Gene Ontology annotation, biological process: lipid metabolic process. The transcript is spliced from 2 exons. The coding region runs from base 151 to 2436 and encodes 761 amino acids. NCBI's taxonomy places the organism in Eukaryota, Fungi, Ascomycota, Sordariomycetes, Hypocreales, Nectriaceae. The record is from RefSeq and is a predicted model, not a curated record.
GCAUCACGGGGCAACCCGACACUGGCUCGCGGCUCCGAUUGAGGCAACAUUUAUUUUCGCAGUCUUCGCCGCUCACUCUGGGCCGCCUCUUCUGCCGUCUCCCCGAAGCCUCGACAUGGAGAAGGGAGCCUGCCCUUGAAUCCGCUCAUCAUGUCACAGCCGUACAUGUCUCUGUUCCCUCCCGAUCCCGUCUACGGCUUUCCGCCCGAGGCCUUCGAACCGUCGAGCCUUCCGGACGGCGACCACGAAUUCGUCACUGCGCAGGACCUCGAAGCGUUCGAGAAGGCGCUCCAGGCCCCGGAUCCUCUCCAGAGCCCUGUCGAUGAGACGGGAUGCCGAUCGCCGCGCAGCCCCAGCACCUACAGCCUGACUAAACGACCUUCGCAGUCGGAAUCUGGCCUCGAGAUCGAUGUCGCCGCCAUCGCAGCCGCUGCAGGUGCCGCCUCGGGGGACUUGCCUGUCCCGCAGACGCCGAGCCAGGGGACCUUCAUCACGGCACAGAAUGACUGGGCACCCGUGAACCCCAAGGCCUACCGCAGCAAGCGAGGUCACAAGAAGCAGAAGAAGUACAAGAAGCAUGCCAGAAAGGGCAAAGGAGCCAUCGAGGGCCUGCUGGGCACCCGGACCAAGGACGAGACCCGCGAGGGAUAUCUAUACCGGGUCUUGAAAUGGCCCCUGCUGUUCUUCGUCGUUACGUGGCUCGCGGGCUUGGCGGUGGCGUAUCUCUCGACGAGGCUGUAUAUCUGGGUCUUUGAGCACUUCUUCACAUGGCGUGGUCAACGGCAACGACUACGAACGAGCAUGCGAAAUACAUCUCAUUACCGUGACUGGGUGGCCGCCGCGAAGGAGUUGGACGGCUAUCUGGGACGCCAAACCUGGAAGGAAGAGAACGACUACGCAUACUACGACUCGAAUACGGUACGCAAAGUGUGGGAGCAGAUGAGAAAGACGAGAGUGCUCGCAGAGGAGCAAGAAGGAAAGGGCAAAAGGGGCGACGGAGGAAAGGCAAUCGACGACUUGAGGGCCUUGACCGAAGCAUGCGUCAAGAAUAACUUUGUUGGCGUUGAGAACUCGAGGUUGUAUAGCCAGACGUACUACGGGACGAAAAACCUGGUCCAGAAUUUCCUUGAUGAGGUUGAAAGGAGCUUGAAGUUCUUGAUAAAGACACCACAGCUUGAGAUGGAACAAAAGCGAGUCCUCUUUAAGCAUGUCUACGCAAACUACGGACGAACGGCACUGUGCCUCUCUGGAGGUGCAGCAUUUGCGUAUUACCACGCUGGAGUUGUCAAAGCGCUCCUGGAUGAGGACCUUUUACCCGAUGUCAUUACCGGAACUAGCGGCGGCGCUCUGAUGGCUGCUCUUGUUGCUACCCGCACCAACGAUGAGUUGAAGGAGCUUCUGAUCCCAGCCUUGGCAGAGCGGAUCAACGCUUGCAGUGAGCCCUUUACCACCUGGGUUCCUCGGUGGUGGAAGACGGGCGCUCGAUUUGACUCGGUGGACUGGGCCGAGCGAUGUAGCUGGUGGACCCGGGGUUCAAUGACUUUUAAGGAGGCAUUCGAACGGACUGGGCGUAUUCUCAAUGUGACUUGCGUCCCGGCAGACCCACACUCACCGACAAUUCUUUGCAACUACUUGACGAGCCCGGACUGCGUCAUCUGGUCAGCUGUGUUGGCGUCGGCGGCGGUGCCUGGCAUCUUGAACCCCGUGGUUCUGAUGAUGAAGACGCGGGACGGGACACUGGUGCCAUACUCGUUUGGACACAAGUGGAAGGAUGGCAGCCUACGGACCGACAUUCCUAUCAAGGCUCUCAACACACAAUUCAACGUCAACUUUACCAUUGUCAGCCAGGUCAACCCUCAUAUCAACCUCUUCUUCUUCUCGUCUCGAGGGUCGGUAGGCCACCCGGUGACGCACCGCAAGGGCCGAGGAUGGCGAGGUGGAUAUCUCAUGUCGGCCUUUGAGCACUACCUCAAGCUGGACAUGAACAAGUGGCUCAAAUUUAUCCGACACGCGGAGCUGCUCCCGCGGCCGCUGGGGCAGGACUGGAGUCAGCUGUGGCUGCAGCAGUUCAGUGGAACCAUUACUAUCUGGCCCAAGACGAUCCUGUCGGACUUUUGGCACAUCUUGUCAGACCCGGAACCUCCCCGACUGGCGCGGAUGAUCCAUGAGGGACGACAGAGCGCGUUCCCGAAGCUCAAGUUUGUGGCAAACCGGCUCAAGCUGGAGCGGCUGGUGGAACAAGGCCGACAAGAGUCGCGGCCGUGGGUGCGCCGCGGCAGUCUUCAGACUAUUUUGAGUGAUGAUGACCUGCGAAGCUUAUUGGUGGAAGAGAUUGGCAACAGUGCGACUACGGAGGAGGAGACAACGGACGCGGAGGAGGUGAAUGGGCUUGGGAUGGCAUUGGGGAUGACGUCGCUUGAUGAGAAGAGCGAUUGAUUCAAUUUAGACGUGAAUCUUGCUUUAUGGCGAUCACGGGGAUCAGUCGAUCCAGUACUACCCAGGGGUGUACUCUGGCGUUGGAUGGAGUCAUGAGAUGGAUCAAGGAUUCGGAUUUGGGCCUGGGAAUUGGGCAUAUGGAUGGGAGGCAUUGGGACACUAGGUAUUCACAAGACUAUUGGUAUUU